AUGUUACCGCUCUCCUUGCUGAAAACCUCUCAAGGGCACUCCAUGCUCGUUGAGUUGAAAAACGGUGAAACCUACAACGGAGUUUUAAACGCCUGCGACGCCUGGAUGAACGUCCACUUAACGAAAGUGGUGUGCACGAACAAAGACGGCGACCGGUUUCACGAGCUGGAGACGUGCUUUAUUCGAGGGAAUACGAUUAAAUACAUGUGCGUGCAAGAAGAGAUCAUUCAGUUAGCGAAAGAGGAGAACGAAAGGAGAGCGGCGCAAAGAGGACCGUAUCAAGGCCGGGGCGGCGGCAGAGGCGACGGCGGCAGAGGGAGAGGUCGAGGCAGAGGAGGCAGAGGAGGCAGAGGAGGCGGCGACCAAUAA
Bathycoccus prasinos is the source of this 369-nucleotide messenger RNA. RefSeq names its product U6 snRNA-associated Sm-like protein LSm4. Gene Ontology annotation, molecular function: U6 snRNA binding. Gene Ontology annotation, cellular component: spliceosomal tri-snRNP complex; U6 snRNP; P-body. The record is from RefSeq and is a predicted model, not a curated record. Gene Ontology annotation, biological process: P-body assembly; nuclear-transcribed mRNA catabolic process; mRNA splicing, via spliceosome. Bases 1 to 369 code for a protein of 122 amino acids. Lineage: Eukaryota; Viridiplantae; Chlorophyta; Mamiellophyceae; Mamiellales; Bathycoccaceae. The transcript has a single exon.